AUGCCUGAGAGGGAUACUAUUUCAUGGAACUCAAUGAUCACAAACUAUUCUCAAAAAUGGCAAUCCCUUGGAGGCAAUGGAUCUUUUUCGUCAAAUGGGGAUAGUAGGAAACUAGGAAUGAAGUUUGAUUGCAUGAGCAUAUCUCAAGCCCUGUCUGCUUGUGCAAAGUUACCUGCACUUCACUAUGGGAAAGAGAUCCAUGGUUUCAUGAUCAAAGCUGCAUUCAGCUCAAAUGUUUUCGCUGAGAGUGCACUCAUAGACAUGUAUGCGAAAUGUGGACACUUGAAUCUCGCACAUCGUGUAUUUAACAUGAUGACAUUAGAAAAUGAAGUUUCAUGGAAUAGCAUCAUUGGUGCUUAUGGGUUUCAUGGUCAUCUCAAGGAAUCCCUUUCUCUAUACGAUGAAAUGUUGGAAAAUGGAAUUCAGCCUGAUCAUGUUACCUUCCUUGGUAUAAUAUCUGCUUGUGGGCAUGCUGGCCUAGUUGAUGACAGCAUUUACUACUUCCGUUGCAUGACUGAGGAGUAUGGUAUCCAAGCUCGGAUGGAGCAUUACGCUUGUGUGGUAGAUUUAUAUGGUUGUGCUGGUCGUUUGACUGAAUCCUUUGAAACCAUAAAGAGUAUGCCGUUCUUGCCUGACACAGGUGUUUGGGGGACAUUGUUAGGAGCUUGUCGAGUCCAUGGCAAUGUUGAGUUUGCUGAAGUGGCUUCAAGACAUCUGUUUGCCUUGGAUCCUCAAAACUCUGGCUACUACAUACUGCUCUCAAAUAUACUUGCUGAUAUGGGACAGUGGGGUGGUGUACUUAAGAUACGAAGCAUGAUGAAAGAAAGAGGAGUUCAAAAAGUUCCGGGAUACAGCUGGAUUGAGGUCAAUAAUAUCACACAUAUGUUUGUGUCGGCAGACGGGAGUCGCCCACACUCUGCUCAGGUUUAUUUAAUGCUGAAAAGUCUUCCUCUGGAGCUGAGAAGAGAGGGUUAUGUUCCUCAACCCUAAGUUGCAGUAAACCCACAAAACUCAGUGACAUGAUGACCAAUAAAUCUUUUCUUCUUCUUCUUUUUUCUGAUUUUUAUAUAUAUCUAAUUAAUGGCCACUUGGAUUUUCGCAUUGAAUUUGUUCAUAUGAAACUGUUGAUGGUAAAGUAUCUGAACUUAUAAAACUUUGAAUCAAAUUCAAUUUUAUGCCCCUUUUGUUCCAUGUUUGUUUUUAUUUUUUCAGUUGGUGUUGAUAGAUUCAGGAAUCUAAUAUAUUAUUCAGUAAUAGAGAUAUCCUACCUUUUUUUUUUCUU
Molecule: messenger RNA, 1282 nt
Organism: Tripterygium wilfordii
Lineage: Eukaryota; Viridiplantae; Streptophyta; Magnoliopsida; Celastrales; Celastraceae
Product: pentatricopeptide repeat-containing protein At4g21300-like
Exons: 1
Coding region: 1-990 (329 amino acids)
Biological process (GO): RNA modification
Molecular function (GO): protein binding; RNA binding
Source: RefSeq, a predicted model, not a curated record